Plasmodium gallinaceum is the source of this 1329-nucleotide messenger RNA. Its product is annotated as reticulocyte binding protein, putative. The coding region runs from base 1 to 1329 and encodes 442 amino acids. The transcript is spliced from 2 exons. The record is from RefSeq and is a predicted model, not a curated record. NCBI's taxonomy places the organism in Eukaryota, Apicomplexa, Aconoidasida, Haemosporida, Plasmodiidae.
AUGGAAAAAAAAAAAAUAUUGGUAACCUUUUUCACUUUCCUAUUUAUUAUUUUUGGUUUAAGCUAUGAGAGAAAACUAAAAUCAAACAAACUUAAGUAUAGUAUAAAUAAUUUACAAUUUGGUGUAAAUUUAGAUGAAAAAGAAAAUGAAUAUAACAGAAAAAUUGAUAGUGUAGAAAAUAAAGUUCAAAAGAAAUCUUAUUUACUUAAAAAUAUAUCAUCUGUAAAUUCAGAAAAUUCUAAAGUUAAUAAGAGACAACCAUAUCUUGUAUAUACAAAAAAAAAUGUACCCCAUUUUGAUGAAAUAAGUGACGUUAAAGAAGAUAAAAAAAAGAAAAAUACUAAUAGUAUUACAAAUUUUUUUAUUCAAAGUAGAAGUUCAUUAUCAAAUGAUGCCAAUUUUAUUGAUGAUUAUAAAAAAUUAAACACCUCAGUUACUGAUCAUAUAUUAAGAGCAAAAGAAAAUUAUAUUUUAGGACUUUCUUAUGUUGAUGUUGGUUCUUUUUACAUGAUUAAAGAAAAAAAAGAAAGUCAUGAGAAAUUUAGGAAAAAUCAUGAAAAAACAAUGUGGGAUUUUCAUAAAUGUUCCUUAAAAAUUGUGAAUUUCUAUAUUAAUACUAAAUAUGACAUGAUAAAUAAACUAGGUUAUUUGCUAUUAGUAGAAAAAGAUGUAGAAAGAUAUAAUUCAUAUAAAAAGGAGCUUCAAAAUAUCAAAUUAAAAAUAGAAGAGGAUGUAAAAUCUACAGAAAAUGAUGAUAUCAAUUGUACAAAAACAAAGGAUAUUGUUUAUGAUGCUUUAGGUCAUAGCAUAAACGAAGCAUAUUGUGAUGCCUCUACAUGUAAUAUUGAAAAAUGCAAAAAUGUUUGUUGCCCUAAUAAAUGUUGUUAUGAGUUAAAUUGUUUCUAUACAAGAAUAUUUGUAAGUUAUGCGCAAAUAGCAAAAAAAAAAAUAAAUAAAAAUAGAGAUAAUGAAUUUAUACAAGAAGUUGAUAAUUUCUUAAAUUCUUAUGAAUCCAAUGAAAUUAAAAAAAGCAGCUUUAAUAAAAAGUCACUUAAAAAUUAUUUAGAUUUACUAAUUGAAGAAGUAAAAGGUAUUAAAAAUGAUUAUGAGGAACAAAAAAAACUUGCAUAUCAGAGUUAUGAUAAGUUCUUGGCUCUAGAGAAAGGUGCUCCUAAAAUGACUUUUUCUAAGUCGAACCUUGUGAAUGAUCUUGCUCCUGCUUCAAUUGAAUUUAAGAAGACCUUCCAUUAUGCAGAUUGGAACGAAAUAUUAAGAGAUAAAUUUUAUGAUCAUAAAAUUAAUUUUUAUAUUUACUUUUAUGGUUUAUAA